AUGAGUUCGUCGCCGUCAAACACUGGAAUGAAUUCGUCAGCAUCAUCGCGAAAUGCCCCGAAAUUAACAGCAACGUCAUCAGAACAAAUAUCAAUAGCGUUUAUUAAACGAGCUCUUACCCCAAAAGCCACAUGGACGCAUAAGGAAGAAUUUCUUGAUGCUGUCUAUUGGCUUCGGCAAGUACUAAGUAUAAUUAUUGGUGUUAUUCUCGGCAUCUUAUCUGUUAAAGGUUUUAUGGGUAUACUUGCAUUUGGAGUAGUCAGUUCAUUGAUUGUUUUUAUCUACGCAACAAACAUUCAAAAUGUUGAUCCGGAAGAGUAUGGCGGUAUCGCUGAGAUAAUCAAAGAAGGUUUUAUGACAGCGUUUGCAACAUUUCUAGUUUCAUGGGUUGUACUUUAUUCAACAUUUUACACUGGAAAUUCAUCCAUUCCACCCAUAUAG
Molecule: messenger RNA, 441 nt
Organism: Adineta ricciae
Lineage: Eukaryota; Metazoa; Rotifera; Eurotatoria; Adinetida; Adinetidae
Source: the annotation of a GenBank genome assembly